This is a messenger RNA of Labeo rohita (rohu), 2149 nucleotides long. It is a transcript of the gene ecsit, whose product is annotated as ECSIT signaling integrator. Bases 147 to 1499 code for a protein of 450 amino acids. Gene Ontology annotation, cellular component: mitochondrion. The record is from RefSeq and is a predicted model, not a curated record. The transcript has 8 exons. Lineage: Eukaryota; Metazoa; Chordata; Actinopteri; Cypriniformes; Cyprinidae.
GGGGGGAUUGAAAGGCGACACACCAGGAAACCAGCCGGUGCGUGUUUGAAGGAGACUUGACAGCAGAAUGAGAUCUGAGUGGAUUGACUAAUCGCCUGUUUCAACACAUUUGUAAUUUAUCUGUUUUGGUUUGUGAUGUCGUAAUCAUGAAUGCCCCUCGUCAGUUGUUACGGAUCCAGUGCAUUGGGUGCGUUGCACGUUUUUUGGGGACACCUGUACAGCGAGUGAUCCUACCUGCUGGAGCACAUCUACAAACCCCUGGAUCACAGCACAAAUAUGGCCAGCUUCUGAGGCCAUUCCACUGCAGUGCGGCACGUUCCACGAGUCGUCCAAGCCAGACAGAGCUUGAAAAGACAGCUGAAGAUGAGACCUUUAAUAAAGACAAAAGUUUAGUCACACAUGAUGAUUUAUUUGAGCGAGCUGCUAGAGACUCAAAGACCAAGGCUGAUUUUAAUAGAGUAGUGGAUGUUUUCAGCAAGAAGGACAUUCGACGACGAGGCCAUGUGGAGUUUAUUUAUGCUGCCCUGAAAAAGAUGCCAGAAUUUGGAGUAGAACGAGACAUUACUGUUUACAACAAACUCCUGGAUGUGUUUCCAAAAGAAGUGUUCGUGCCUCGGAACUUCAUUCAGAGGAUGUUCAACCAUUACCCAAGACAGCAAGAGUGUGGAGUACAGCUGCUGGAGCAGAUGGAGAAUUAUGGUAUCAUACCGAAUGUGGAGACCAAGGUAUUGCUGGCUCAGAUAUUUGGGGAAAAGAGUCAUCCCAUGAGGAAGUACCAGCGUAUCAUGUACUGGUUUCCCAAAUUUAAGCACGCAAACCCCUUCCCCGUCCCACAUGUGCUCCCCAGUGACCCAGUAGAACUUGCUCGAUUCAGUCUUACCCGGAUUGCAGAUAACCUGGAUGCUAAAUUAACAAUCUAUCAGUAUCCGUCAACAGACAUCACAGAGACUGGUGAAGAAGUUACACGUCCCCAUAUUGUAGGUAUCCAAAGUCCAAACCAGCGCUCCCUUCUGGCCAAACACAAUCCCUGCAGGCCUGUGUUUGUCGAAGGACCGUUCCCACUAUGGCUCAGAAAGACUUGUGUUCAUUAUUACCUUCUCAGGGCAGACCCUAUACCGCCUGAGGAAAAGGUUGAGGAAGAACUUGACCCUGAGAUGAUUGGACCGGAGCAGAGUCUCUUCUACCCUCAGCGAGUGGAACUUGACCUGGAAAGAGACAUGGGUGAUGAUUUCAGUUUCGAUGUGGAUGAUGUGGAAGAGGGGCCAGUUUACGCCAUGUGUAUGGCCGGUCAGGGUGAUCAGGCCACUCUGUCGCAGUGGAUUUCUGGUCUACAGGAGACCUGUCCCAUAUUGGGCCAGAUCCCCACGGUGUUCCGACUGGAAUCUGGACCUAGAGAACUGCAAACCUCAUCGGAUGCUCAGCAAACCCCUGAGCAGGAGGUUGAAACAGACCCAAUUAUCGAGGAGGAACCGCUACACUCACAAAGAGUGAAACAGUGAGAGUUUGCUGUUGCAAAAGCCAUGCCAAUGGAUGUGCGUUUAAGACGACGGACUGUGGUAGUUAUACAUGAAUCUGAUAGUUAUGUCUUGUCAAUUACACACUAUUUUGAAUUGAGAUCUGUCUACAUUAUGCAGAGUUGCUCUAUGAUGUGUAAACAUGCCAUAAACUGAUUUGGCAGUGCAAUAAAACAUACAUUUCUCCAAUAUUUAGAUUUUGUGGGCAUUUUUUAAUAUAACUUGUGGAUUAUAUAAAGUUGAUAAGUAGUUCUUCAGUGUUCAGAACAAUUAUUGUUUCACUAUUCUAAGUGAAAAUAGACCUAUAUUUUAGCCAAACUAUGUAAUCAAUGCAAGAUCUGUGUCAUAAAACAAAAUGGGCCAAAGGUUUUAUUAGCUAAAACAGAUGUGGACUAAAGAUCCAUAAUCAUAAUUAAAUGUUUUACUUAUCCUUUCGCUUAGACUGUAAAGACUAACAAUUUGUCACAGUUUGCUAAACUAUACAUGACUUUGAUUAUUCUCAUCCUUGUGAUUUAUUUAUUUAUUUUUUUAAAUUGCAAACGUGGUCCAUGUCUAUAACCAAACAUUAACAGCACACUCUCAGAUAAUUCAGCAGGUUAGCUAGUAAUUAACUACAAGUUCAAAUUAUGGUUAAU